UGUGGUGGUGGGAGAGGAGGGUUGGAAGGUCGUGGCGGAGGGAGAGGCCGCGGACGUGACGGCGGUAGUAGAGGAGGGCUAAAAGGUCGUGGCGGCGGGAGAGGCCGCGGACGUGACGGCGGUGGUAGAGGAGGUGGGAGGGGUCGUGGAGGACAUGGUGGAGGGAUGGAGGGCGGGAGCAGGGUUGUUGUUGAGCCGCAUAGGCAUGAUGGAGUGUUUAUUGCGAAGGGGAAGGAGGACACUCUUUGCACUAGGAAUUUGGUUUCUGGAGAGUCUGUGCAGAUCCAAGUUAGCAGCAGUGAUUCUUGGCGGUGUUGAUAAUAUUUGGAUUGUAUGUGUUGGUUCUUACUAUAUCUUGAAUCUUAACUGUUUGUUUCUCUUUUUGGCCUGUGAUUUUUGAGUUUUAGAAAGCCAUCCAAUGCAGAUGUGCUGAUUUGUUGCCUCAGAGAUUGUUUUCUUAACCUUUUUUUUUUUUUAUCAGAAAUUAAUGUGUGAAUGCUCCUGAUCGUCCUCA
Messenger RNA from Dioscorea cayenensis subsp. rotundata (Guinea yam), 514 nucleotides. Its product is annotated as rRNA 2'-O-methyltransferase fibrillarin-like. The annotation marks the transcript as partial. The transcript has 2 exons. Gene Ontology annotation, biological process: box C/D sno(s)RNA 3'-end processing; rRNA methylation. The record is from RefSeq and is a predicted model, not a curated record. Gene Ontology annotation, cellular component: box C/D methylation guide snoRNP complex; nucleolus; small-subunit processome. Gene Ontology annotation, molecular function: histone H2AQ104 methyltransferase activity; rRNA methyltransferase activity; RNA binding. Lineage: Eukaryota; Viridiplantae; Streptophyta; Magnoliopsida; Dioscoreales; Dioscoreaceae.